GCCAGAUGUGCCCAGUUAACUCGCCUCCAGCCAAUAAGAAUGCUAGUUGGUGCCGUUCGAGGUUCUGAUUGGCUGGACGAUGAGAAGAGGCGAGAACCUGUCACCUCCAGGGUGGUGCGGCCACGAGCAGCUGAUUUCAGAGGUCCUGAGAUGUCAGCCCAGUGAUGAUGUCAGCCUCGAGGUGAUGUCAGCGUGAUAGUGGUGUUCGCAGGACUCUUUUUCGGUCGCCAGGAGUGUCAGGUGUCAGCAUGGAGGAGCCAGGAGACUCAGGAGAGGAGAAAAAUCCGGUCGAGGUACUGCAGGCCAAAGUCUCGGAGUUAAAGGAACGGGAGCGUAAAUUAUUGGAAGAACAUGCGCGACAGGAGGCAGACUUUGGACUCCGUAGGGCCAAACUUAAGGAACUCUAUCUUCAGAAAGAAGAGGAGUUGAGACUGCAGUCUGAUCAUACUAGAGCAGUUGAGGUGGAACUGGAGGUGCUACGUUCUCAGGUGCGAGAGCUACAGGAAGAACUGGAGGAGGCUCGCAGUGCAGUCACAAUUGCACAAUGUACAGCUGAAAAUGACAUUGCUGUGGAACAACGUAAAUGUCAGGAGGAAAUAGCCACAGUCCAACAGCUUAUGAAAGGCAUUAAAAAUAUCCAGAAACAUGAGAUACCUUCUAGUCAGCUGGUUGCCUUCAUCUGCAUGCUUUUCGAAAUAACGAACCAGGGAUAUGGGGAGCCAGUGGUCCAGUCAAAGAGCUGCAAGGUGUCUUGUAUCAACCAGUCAGGUUGCUGCUGUACUGGUUGCAUCAUGAGUACAAGUUACUCUCCUUACUCCACUGAUGUCUGGAAGUGGCUCAACAUAGCCAGUGGUGUUGUCAUCUCACCUGACUUUGCGGUGUUGUACUAUAAGAAAUUAUGUACUGCUAUCAGCAAAUUCCUGGCUAAAAAAGUGGUGUCUGCUGGGUGGGAUCGCACGUCGCGGCAGAUGUUUGGCCUGGCCGGUGAUGGAUAUACGCUGUGCGCGCGGCCGGAUAAUGUGAUUCUGGACGGUAACUGCUCCAGGGAAGAGGCCAUGGGCCGGGCCUCGCAGUUCGCCCACCAGGCGAGAUGCGAUUGGCGUCGACGAGUAACGGAAUGCUCGAUCGAAAAUGGCAAGGGAUCGCCGAUUGGCCGCUUCCGAAAGGCGGAGUUGCGGACUGCCGCGGGUGCUGGUGUCCUCGGCAGUGCAGUAACAGCAUUGGGAGCGGAGGAGGCCGGCGGAAGGUGGCUUGGCGGUGACGGCAGCGGCGGUGCUGGAGCAGAACGGAGAGCGGGAGGCGGGAGGCGACGCAGCCCAAGCGCGCGCACACUUAGUCGGGCCUUCGGCAGGCGUUGUCGCUGGGUGCUCUCAUUGCGGGGAAAUUCUCGUGUCCGCAGUCGAGGCUGCAGCCCUGUAAUCUUGGUCGAGGAGGUGACAAAUGCAGUCGGACAGACAGGUGACCGGUAUGAGGGGGAGAUCAAAAGACUCAAAAAGUUAACGGAAAGACUGGAUGCUGAAAAACAGCACUAUCGACGCCUGUAUGAGCGGCAGCUGGAGGAUUCAUAUAUAAGAUCAAAGAGUGAGAGCCUCCUGAGUCCAGGUGUUAUCUCAGCUGUCACCAAGUCUUUGGCUAAGAGAGUGCCUAGCUUGAGUCCCUCAUCUGCACUCAGCACCCCUGAGAAGACACCUUCCACUGGCUCAGCAGGGCCUCCCCUGGGGACUGGUGUAGAUGCUGAGAACCUGGAGGACAGCAUGAGGAAGGCCCAGGAAGAUGCUGCACUUCUCAGGUCUCUGGUGGAGCCCUUGGAGGAAGAAAUUAAUGCUCUAAAGGAGAAAAUCCGUGCCCAAGAUGCCCAGUUGCGAGCACAUGAGGCCCAACAGGCAGCCUCUCUCCACACAGCUGAUCUAGUGGCUCCCCUUCUGCAGGGUACUGACACACAGUCGGUGGUCACGCAACUAGAUGAGAAGUUAAAAGGUAUGAGUCACACACUAGAAGCAGAGAAGGCAUCCCGUGCUGAUCUUGAGCUCUAUACUGCCAUCCUUAAUACACAAAAAACUGCACUCAAUGAUGAUGUCGACAGACUACGCACACAACUAACUGAACUGAGACAGGCUUUUGAAGAUGAACGUCGUCAACACAGAGACCUGAAGCACACUUGGCAACGUGCAAAUGAUCAGUUCCUUGAAGCUCAGCGUUUACAUCUGGCAGACAUGAGACGGAUGCAGUCUUUACUCACUAUGGAUCAGCAACGAAAAUUGGAAGAUCUGCAGAGGAGUGAGGAAGCAUUAGCCAAAAGUCAAGCAAGUUCCAUCUCUGAGGUGCGGCCAGAUCUGAAACCAGGCGUCAAAUCUACAUCUCCCCAGCUCUCAUCCAUGUCACCUGCUUCCAGAAAACGAGUCACUUCUCCAUCUCCUGAUCUGGAGGUUGUUGCUGAUGAUGAGCGACCCUAUGCACUUGUGGACCUUGAUGAUGACCAUGCCUCUUCUACUACACCCCAGCUUGUCCAAUCUGGAAUUGUUAAAUUUCCAGAGAGCCUUGCUGGUAGUGAACAGAGUGAUGACCUGAGCAGUGAGGCUGAGACGCACAGUCUACCUCCAGACAGUCUUGCACCAGAUAGUCUGGCUCCUGACAGCCUUUUAGCAGAGCGUUUCAGUCCGGAUAAAAUGCCUCAGCUCACUCAAGACCAACAGAAAGCUCUUGCAGAUGUGACACCUGAUUCAGAGGGUGUGACACAGAGCGAGUCCAUGUUAACACCCGGUGAUGAUGAUUACGUCACCAUCGAUUUGGCUGUGGGUAGAGGCAGCGGUACAGGGUCAACUGGUUCAAGAAGGGUAGUUAGUGAAGUAGAGUGGAAUUUACUCAAUGAAGAGAUCCGGCGUGCCAGGUCACGCAUUGGGCGAUCUUGUCAACUGUGCUCCAACUAUCAAACGCAGCUGCAGAAGAUUCAAAGUGAGCAGCGAGAGACUGAGAAACAGAAGGUAGAUCUAGAAAAGGCCCUAGAUCGCUACCGGGAAGACCUGGACCGCGAAGCCCGUUAUCGCCAUGUGAUGGAGGACAAAUGGCGUACUAUGGCAGAGGAUUAUGAAAAGAAGGUUGCUGGUGUAGCCAGUGUGGUGGAGGCUGCCACGGGGAAGCACAAUGAAGUUGUGGCCAAAUUCCGUGCUACAGUGACAUACCUUCAUGACCAGCUAAGAGUCCUCACAGAGCGAAGAGAGGCAGCACAACAGGAGCUAACCAGAUUACAGAAAGAGAAUGAUGAUCUGGUUGGUAAGCACAGUCAGCACUCACAGCAGUUACAGAAUGAGAUCAUCAAUCUUCCUGAUAAUAUGGAGGAAAUGCAGCUGCUCCUCCUGCGUUAUCGGGAGGAUAUCAUUGCUGCGAAGGUCUCCAAAGAGCACCUUGAAGAGACACUCAAAUCUGAGAUCCUCUUCCUAAAGGAUCAAGUGCUGGCAGAACAACAUGAGAAAAACACCAUAGAAGAUCGUCUUUCUUCAGAGAUUGACCAGCUGAGAGAGAAGGUUGCUGUCUUGGAAAGUGUAGAGAGCCAGAUGAAGGCUGAACGAAGAAGCAGGGCAGAGAGUGAUGCGCAACUUAGAGAGCUGGAGAACAGACAGUCUGAGGCACAGCUCAAGAGCCAGCAAAUCAUCUCUGCUCUCAAAACACAGGUAGCUGAGCAGACACAAGCAAGGGCAAGAUUGGAAGCUGAAGUAGUUGAACUUCGAGGAAGAGUUUCUGCUCUCCAGCAUGAUCUUGACACUUCUGAAGCUGUCCAAAGAGAUUUUGUGCGGCUCUCACAGUCCCUCCAGGUUCAGCUAGAGAAAAUACGACAGUCAGAAAAAGAGGUGCGCUGGCAACAUGAAGAGGAUCAGGAGGAAUGCAACAGUUGCAAGCAGCGAUUUUCUGCAAUGGGACGAAGAAAGCAUCAUUGUCGUCACUGUGGGAAGAUCUUCUGCAAUGAGUGCGUGAGUAAGACUGUCCCCAGCGGGCCACACAGACGUCCUUCCAGAGUGUGUGACGUGUGCCACACACUUCUCGUGCAAGACGCCACACCAUACUUCAGUUCAGAACCGCCGCAUUCACCCGACUGACCUAUAUCACCACAUUUACAGUUUUCUUGUGACCUCUGAUAUGUUAUUGUUAUCUUUUUAGUGUUAAAUAUGGAUAAUGAAACAACAAUUAUGCUGCAAUUUUAAUAUCUGUAAGCAUAUGGUGAAUUGUCCUAAUAAUAUCUGUCAGAUAACUGCAGUUGAUGAACCACUUGUUAUGGAAAUGAAAAAGAGAAGAAAUCUUUAGCAGCCACUCCUCACAUCCUUAUGCAAAGUUUAUUUUCUCAUAUGAGCACUGUUUUAGAAUUCUCUUUUUCUGCCUGAAUGGAGAUUCCUUCAUUCAUGCAUAGUCCUUCUUUCAGUAUUCUUUUAUUUUCUCUAUAUUGGGAUUGAAUAGAGAAAUCAUCUAUGCUCUCGUGGAAGUUUAUAUUAUAUAUAUAUA
Messenger RNA from Penaeus chinensis, 4491 nucleotides. RefSeq names its product rab GTPase-binding effector protein 1-like. Gene Ontology annotation, molecular function: growth factor activity; metal ion binding; GTPase activator activity. Gene Ontology annotation, cellular component: intracellular membrane-bounded organelle. Bases 249 to 4091 code for a protein of 1280 amino acids. NCBI's taxonomy places the organism in Eukaryota, Metazoa, Arthropoda, Malacostraca, Decapoda, Penaeidae. Gene Ontology annotation, biological process: endocytosis. The transcript is spliced from 28 exons. The record is from RefSeq and is a predicted model, not a curated record.